This is a messenger RNA of Emiliania huxleyi CCMP1516, 1038 nucleotides long. RefSeq lists its product as hypothetical. NCBI's taxonomy places the organism in Eukaryota, Haptophyta, Isochrysidales, Noelaerhabdaceae. The record is from RefSeq and is a predicted model, not a curated record. The transcript has a single exon. The coding region runs from base 1 to 1038 and encodes 345 amino acids. Gene Ontology annotation, molecular function: protein binding.
AUGGCGGUCUCCCUGUGGCUAGCCUUGUUCACCGCCUGCGUCGCGAUUCUGCUGCCGCUCCUUCUGUGGCGGCUUGGCCGUCGCCCCGCCGCCAGCGCGGAGCCAGGCCCGGCGGCCACGGCGGGAGCAAGCCCUCGGGCUGCGUACCGGCACCCGACAGAGCUGCGAGCGACACUGGAAGAACCCGGGCUGUUGGCCGAGGCUGCACGGCAGAAGGAGCAGGGCAACGAGAUGCUCGCAAACGGGCUCCUCGACGCGGCGACGCAGUGCUACCUCACCGCCCUCUGGUUCCUCCGGCGAGGCUCGCCAACCUACCCCAAGGCGCUAAACUUGCAGGUCGCGCCCGCUGGAGAGGCGGCCGCGAGCCUGCUAGGAGGCGGGCGCGUCUCGCCUGACCAGCCGACUCUGGGCCGGCUGUCGCGUCUGAUCGUGCUGCUGCGCGGCGGCGGCGGCGGUGGAAGCGGUGGUCGCGGUGGCGGCGAUGGGCUGGACGGCGAGGCGGCAGAGGCCCUCCGAGUGGCUCUGCACCUGAACGUGGCCGCCGUGGCGCUGCGGAGGGAGGACUGGUACCUCGCCGCGGCAGCGUGCAGGUGGGUGACGGAGCGGCAGCCCGCAAACGCAAAGGCGCUCUACCGGUUGGGCGUCGCGCAAGAGGGCAGGGGCGACUCGCCCGGCGCGUUGCGCUCGCUCGCCGCAUGCGUCAAGGCGGAGCCGCAGAAUCGCGAGGCGCGCCGGCUCUUUGAGCAGCUGCGCGACGAGGCGGAGCAGCGCCGCUCGCUCUACAGCGGCAUUGGCGGCCGAUCGGGCUUCGGAGGCUCCGAUGCCCCGCCGCCGCCGCCGCCGGGGCCGGAGAGGGAGGAUGAGCUGACGCAGCGGAUCCGCGCGUUGCUGGAGAAGGAGGCGAAGGAGGAGAACGAAAAACUGCGCGCGCAGGCCGAUGCGGAGGCGCGCGAAGCGUCGGGGAUGCCGCCGACAGCGCGAGAGGAGGCAAUGCAGAAGGCGCGCCAGGGAGCUGGUGGGGAGGCGCUCCUGAAGUAA